AUGCCGCCCUAUAGUGCGCAUCGCGGCCGAUGGGAUGAAGCCUUCCGCCUCCUGAACCAGAAAGACAAGGCGACACUUGACGCCGAUAGAAUUAAUCGGUUUCAGGCAGAGGAUUUUAUUCGAUGUGUCGAGAAUAAACAAGCAUACUGCGAGUCGAAGCAGUGGACUCUCUUCACGAAAAACGAUGGUACAAAGGUGAAAAUCCGAGAUGUCCUGGGCAAGAUCGCAUCGUGGGUCAAGAAAUUUGAACCUCUCGGAGACGCUGCCACACAUUUUGGUCCAGUUCACGCUUCAUUGCCUUGGGCAGGGGUAAAAUUUCUGAUUGAGAUUACUGUUAAUGAAUUUGAGACGUAUGCAAAGAUGGUGGAGGGAUUGGAGAUUGUCUCUCAUAUAGUUGUACAAGUCACCCAAGUAGAAAUGAGCAUAUUGGGGUGGGGAGGCUUCAGGUCAGUACUUUCCCAAACUAUUGUCGACUUAUACGCCAAGAUAUUGAAAUUUCUGGCAACCGCUCGGCGGUUUUUCGAUCAAAAUGCUGGCGUUCGUUGGGUCAAGGGUAUAUUCCAACUCUUGAAAUCAACAGUGAAGGAAUUCAUUGACGGUAUCUCCUCUACGAUUCGCGAAGUGUAUGACUUAUCAAAUGAAGCACGGUGGCAACACAAUACUGCAAAGAGUGUAGAGCGCCAUAGUGAGCUGCUCUCAUCUCUUAAUGUCCUCAAGGAGGCGAUCACCAACACCACGAAGUCUGUUAACGACAGCCGAGCUCAAAUUCGAGAUUGGCUAGCUCCAGUAUCGACCGAAGAUGCUCGCAAUGAGACCAAGGCUAUUCGUCACGGGUCUACAUGUGACUGGGUGCUAGAUCUUGCUGCGUUUCAUAGUUGGGCCACUUGCGAGGGCAAGACAUCCAAGAUAUUCUGGCUUCAUGGGCCCGCGGGCUUCGGCAAGACCGUCCUAUGCUCGAGAAUCAUCGAUCACAUGGAGAGUCAGAGCAACUCAUAUGGCCGAGUCUUGUUUUUUUUCUGCUCUGGACAAGAUCGUGAGAGGGCACAUCCAUUCACGAUUUUAAAAUCGUGGAUAGGACAACUACUCGCCAAAGACGACACGGCUGUCCAAGUUGCUAUAAAAGAUGAGCAGCUGCAGCAAAAGAUCGGCGAAGGCGUCGCCAUCACAGAAGCUGACCAGGACUGCCUCUGGUCACUAUUUCGCGAAAUGAUCAAAGAGGUGUCACACUGCACCCUUGUUAUUGAUGGGUACGACGAAUGCAUUGAAACCUCCAUCGUUGUCUCGAAAUAUCACACUAGAUCUUGCCGAAUUCAUUUUCUCCAGGAGCUCAUAAGGGCAAUUGAUGGAACAGGAGCGCACGUCCUUCUAGUGAGCCGCAGUCAGCACGACAUCAAGGAGGUUGUGAUGGGAUGUUGCGGAGGCGCAGAAUUUGUGAGAGUCAUCGAGCACCCAAUCACGAAGGACGACACAAUGAAGGAUGUGUCAUCGUUCUCGGAGGCACUCUUUGCAAGAAAAAUCAAAAUGCCGCCUAAAAAGAGGAGUGACAUGGCAGUCAAGGCGGUCGAGAAGAGCGAGGGCAUGUUUCUCUGGAUUGCUCUGCUCGACAGAAGGCUUUGGUCGGGUGCCACUAAGAGGGAAGUAGAGGCGCUGCUAUCCGAGACGCCCAGUGCAAUAGACGAGGCCUACCAGAGGGAGCUGAGCAGGAUCCUGUAUCCUAGAGUCGACCAACGUCACGCGGAGCGGGUUGUGAUGAUUCUGAAAUGGGUCCUCUUUGCUGCUCGUCCUUUGGCAGUGCGCGAAAUGGCCGAGGCUCUCGCUGUCUCUUCCAACGACUCCCAAUCAAAAUAUCCCCACGAGGACCUCCCAGAUCCUUUCACAGAAGAAGACUUGGACGAAGAUUAUGUUGACAACUACAUAUUGAAGCCCUGUGGAUCCCUCAUCGAGCUGCGCAAAGAGCAUGCAGACACCCUGUUAGCAUCGCAGACUAUCCAUUUCGUCCACUUUUCUGUCAAAGAAUUCCUACUUCGAAAUCUCUUCGACAUCAAUGCGUUGCUGGACCAAAUCAAUCGAGGCAAUCAAAGCGACAGAAAGCUAUGUUUCGAAGAAGAGAAGAUUGAGCAUCAUCAAAUAGCAGGUCUUUGUCUCCAGUACAUGUGCUACGAUGAAUUUGAUGAUGCAUCCAACAACGGCAUGGAAAGCCCAGACGCUUUCUUUUGCACUUAUCCAUUCUUUUCCUACACUGCGACUAGUUGGCCAGACCACUUCUAUCGAGGUCAGUCCAGCAAUACAGGGUCUAAUAUGUCAAACCUAGUGUGGAAUUUGUUCAAAACGGCGCAUUGGAAGGUCUGGGCAGAGCUGUUUGAAGCAAAACUGCAAGACACUGGCCGAGAUUCGAGUUGUUUACAACGGCCUGCCUGGAUGAGGUCUCAUGGCCGUGCCGACAGUGGCUAUGGAUCUCUGGACAUAGGCCAGUUGGAAGAUUCAGAGAACGAAGGGGACGACUCAGACGAGAAUGCAGACGACGCUUCUUUCGAAAUUUCGACGCCAACUAUAAGACGAAAAAUCAGUCCGUCUCCGGUGUACUACGCAACUAUCCUUGGCCUCGCAGACAUCGUGGAGCGCUUAAUCGAGGAGGGUAAUAACUGCAACCUCCUAGGAGGUGAAUUAGGUACUCCAUUGCAGGCAGCGGUCGUGAAUGAGCAAGAGGCUACGAUUGAGGUGCUGUUGAAGCACAAGGCCAACGCAUCUCAAAAGGGGGGGAAAUAUGGCACUCCUCUAAUUGCUGCGGUUAUUCUGGGUUCUGAAGACAUCUUUGAUAAGCUUAUUGGCAGCUGCAAAGACAUUGAUGCAGCAGACAAGAGCGGGAAGACUGCGCUGCAUUAUGCCUGCGGCUUGGGAGCUGUUGACAUGGUGAAGAAGCUCGUCGAUGCAGGCGCGAGCCUGAGCUUGGCGUCCAAGUCAGGCCGCACGCCUCUGAUACGAGCGAUUGCACAGAAACAGACCAAGGUGGUAGAGUAUCUCCUUGGGAAGGGUGCUGAUGCGAAUGAGAAAACGCGUGAAGGGGUCCCGCCGCUUUUCUUCGCCAUCGAGGCGCGAGACGAAGAUAUCGCCAAGCAGCUGCUCGACCAUGACGCUGACCCGCACUACCAAACAGAAUGGGGUUCAACUGCACUACACGAGGCAUGCUUUGUAACGUCAGCACAUCUUACUCAGUUGCUCUUGGAGCGCGGAGCCGCGGUGGAUGCGGCAGACGUGGACGGCUGGACGCCGCUACACUGGGCUGCUCAGAACAACUCCAAGGAAUGUACUAUUCUGAUGCUCGACUCUGGCGCUUCGCUGUUGGCUGGAGCGAAUGCCUAUACGCCAUUUACCAUUGCGGUAAGACAACGCGCCACAGACGUGAUCGAGGCGAUGAACAGCCACGAGGAGAGGAGUGCUUCUGGUGCAGCUUCGCUGCCCGCUAGACUGGCCAUUGCGCUCGAAGAAGGUUAUGUCGACUUGGUUGGGAGGUUAUUUGAGAGUCUCGGCUGGCCAUCCCUCAACGCCGACAUGGUUCGAGAUAUCCUAACCGUUGCGCUGAAGGCUGAGCAGCAAGCCAUCUUCCACCAGUUGAAAUCGAAUGUCCUCGGACUUGACGGGCCGGAGAGGAGUCCUACGGACAUGGGUGAGGAUCCAGUCUGGUCCGAUGAGGAAGAAGACAUGCUCAGGGGCCAGUACUGGGGCAGCGACCUACAGAAGGCGAUGGUGCUGGACACUGCCUGGCAGCACUUCUCAGGGGCGCGUGACAUCGUGCCCGAUGCCAUGCUGCCAGUCGCCCUCGCCAACCGCUCACAUGAUGUGGUGAAGCUGCUGCUUGAGCGCGGUGCCAACCCGUAUCGCCAGCUCGGACGGUGGUCGUCGUCGUCACCAGUCCUGCUGGCUGUCAAACAAGACUCACGAGAGCUUAUGGCCCUUGUACUCGCCAAGAGCCGGCACUCUGCCGCUAAGAGUGUCCUGCUUGAGGCCAUUGAGGCCUGCGCUCGUGACGGCUUGAAACGCAAUGACAUGGCUAAGCUUCUAAUCACGCAUGGGGCGCUAGACGCCGACCCUGACGCUGCUGAAGACAAUGACGAUCGCGAUGAUCAAGACCUUGGGUGGUGGACGCGCUUACUCGUAGGGGAGUGGAAAGGAAAUUACAACUACGCCAACAGCUCGGACAGGUCUGAGGAUCCGACGGGGUUUCACAUCAAGACGGUUUUUGGGGGACCUCCGACCGCGCUGAAGAAGGGCCUCAUCUUGUUUUCCGGCGGUGGAGAGGAUAGGGUUGCAGAGUUUGUCGUGUAUGGCCAGGUCAUGUCGAACAAAGCCGUCAGGUUCGUGAAGCUGUACCCCGACUUUGGGUGGGCGUACAACGGCAGAGUUGAGAAGACCCACGCCGGCGAGUGCCAUAUGAAGGGCCAGUGGGCCAGACGAUUUGAUACAUCCGAGGCCCAAGGCGGGUUAUUUUCGCUGGAAAAGGAGCUGCCGACGAGGAUAGACGAUAUGGAUCUUUAA
This is a messenger RNA of Trichoderma aggressivum f. europaeum, 4533 nucleotides long. RefSeq lists its product as uncharacterized. NCBI's taxonomy places the organism in Eukaryota, Fungi, Ascomycota, Sordariomycetes, Hypocreales, Hypocreaceae. The record is from RefSeq and is a predicted model, not a curated record. The transcript is spliced from 5 exons. Bases 1 to 4533 code for a protein of 1510 amino acids. Gene Ontology annotation, molecular function: protein binding.